AUGUCGCUGAAAGGGAAAGGGAAAGAAAAGGCUAUAGAAAUUGUGGAUGACUCUUCAUCUGACUCGGCUUCCACCUCUGACGACGAUUCAGACACGUCUAGCUCAUAUAGCUCGGACAGCGAACCCGUUACACAAGAAUAUCUCGAUUCUUUGCUGGAAAAGGCCAGAAAAAAUGCUUUAUCUACGCCCCAGGAGCCGACAGACUCUGUGGAUAUCUUAGAAGGGGACGUAGUACAGCUUGACAGCGAACCCAAGACAUUACCGCCCCUUGAUCCCGGGAACGUUCCAAAACCAUAUUUCGAAUUCGAUGAAUCAAGGCAUACUCGACCAACGUCCAUACGCGACCCCGACAUCGAACUUGCUGAGAAAUCCUCAUUAUUAUACUCCGUUCCCGUACCUCCAAUACCUCCCCCGGAAUUGACCAAAGAUGGGAAGUUGUUGACGAAGAAGCAGCGUAAAACACUAAAACAGCAGACUGCAGGACCAGGGUGGUUUGACAUGCCUGCUCCAGCCGAAGCAGACCUUCCGCGGCUCUACCGUGAAGUAGAAGCGAUGCGUUUGCGUAAUUAUCUAGACCCCAAGCGAUUCUAUCGUAAAGACGAAGGAGAAGGAAAGGGUAUAAAAGGCCUGCCGAAGCAUUUUGCCGUGAGGGCAUUCCUCUCAUAUGUCAUAUGUACCGCAACAUUCGCUCAAUUUCUCCUUGCAGAUCGGGCGAACCGUAAACGGACGCUAGUGGAUGAGCUGGUGGAUGAUGCUGAGGCGAAACGCUAUGCGAAAAAGAAGUUUGAAGAUUUACAGAGCGUCCGGGGUGCUCGAGGAAAGAACACCUUGCAGGCCAAGAAGCGGCGGCAAAAAUGGUGA
This is a messenger RNA of Desarmillaria tabescens, 861 nucleotides long. RefSeq lists its product as uncharacterized. Gene Ontology annotation, biological process: RNA processing. Gene Ontology annotation, molecular function: RNA binding. The transcript is spliced from 5 exons. The record is from RefSeq and is a predicted model, not a curated record. Bases 1 to 861 code for a protein of 286 amino acids. Gene Ontology annotation, cellular component: nucleolus. Lineage: Eukaryota; Fungi; Basidiomycota; Agaricomycetes; Agaricales; Physalacriaceae.